AUGGAUCGAUACAGAAAGCUUACUUCUUCCUCUAUGAGCGAGCCAACCAUUGAAAAAAAUCCUAUUUUUUCAAAAAAAAUUUAUAUAAAAAAUGCUUUGAGUUACAGUGAUAACUAGUAACGAUGACCCCCCCUCAAUCUUCAUGUCUAUUGCAACAAAAAUGUAAUUUUUUAAAUAUAAAAUUUUAUAUAAAAAAAAUAAUAAUAAUUUUCAUGUCUCUUGCAACAAAUUAUAUACAUUAAAAUGGCGACACGUGCCAACCUGCCUUCUUGGCGCAGCAGCCCAAACCUUAUGGCUACGAUGAACUGGGAUGGACUCCGAGCCGAGAAUCAGAUGCAGGCUCAAUAAGUGUGUAUCCGGGUAGGUUUUGGCUGCUUUCCCUGUGGUUAGAAAUAGAUGCGCUCAAACGACGUCCUUUGGAUCCGAGGAUCCAUGGGCAUUCCUCUACCAAGAAACUGGGGGUUUCGGCCCAGGCCACAGGGGAACAGUCUUUUUCCUGUAGCUGCAGAAGGAAGGCACUUUGACGCCCGAUAGACUCCAAGGAUCCUUGGAAUCAAGUUACUACUCCUAUCGCCCAUAGCAGGACCGCAGAAAUCCAUAAGCUGCCCACUCAAGACUGAAGCCGCAAAGGCAAGGAGGAGACAGAAAGUACCGGAAAGCACUCGCAAGAGGGAUAGACCCUCUGGGCUGGAGUCGAAAAGCGGUAGAAACUUCCGUACGGGAGGUCUUUGGUGGCUGCGUCACAAAUAUGGCUAGCGCCUGUCUGUAAUAAUCCUAAUCCUAAUCCUCUUGUGGCAAAUUUUCGAUGCGCAUCUUAAAUUUUCCGUAUUUUUUUAGCUAGAUAAGUUUGUGAGCGAUGACAAUAGCCGUCUAAAUCUCGAUGAGAAGGUCAUUGACACGCCUACAGCAGCGCCGUUUUAUGAUUUUUUUGAGAAACUCAUCUAAAGUAAAAUACAUUAAUUUUUUUAUAAAAAUGUUGUGUUGCAGUAGGCAUGAAAAUUUUUGAAAAAUUUUUGUUGCAAUAGACAUGAAGAUUGAAGGGGGGGUCGUCUUUAUAUGUCUUGAUAAUUUCUGCUCGAUUUUAAGCAGCUUGAACUCUAAAACGCAAAUUUUAUUAAUUAAAUUAAUUUUUUGCGAUUCUAAUUUUAUAAGUUUCGAAAAUAAAAAUUUUAUUAUAAAAUUAAUUAUAUAAGCCUGCAAAAAUGUUUUGAUUUCUCAUAAAAGAGUUAGAAACUUAGGCAGAGGUCGUUAUGGAGAAGUUUGGCUUGUCGAAAGAGAAGACGGGGCUCUGGUUGCGAUGAAAAAGGUACCUUUAGAGACAGAGCAGCCCAAUUGCAAAGAAGUAAACGUAUUAGAGCAGCUUGACCACCCAUAUAUCAUCCAGUAUCACGAAAGCUUUAUCGAUGACGGCUAUCUGUGCAUUAUUAUGGACUACGCCGAAGGCGGAGACCUCGCUGCUCGAAUUCGAUCAGUGAAAGACCAAAACAGCAGUUUUAACGAGUCUCAGGUUUGGAAGUGAAUUGGGCAGCUUGCUGAAGCGUUAAAUCACAUUCACAACAACAAAAUUAUCCAUAGGGACUUGAAAAGCCACAAUAUAUUUUUGACUAAGGACGGAGGUGUCCAAGUUGGGGAUUUUGGAAUUUCAAAAAUCCUCAAUUUUAGUGAUGAACUAGCCGUCACUAGUGUAGGAACUCCUUAUUAUUUAGCACCUGAAAUUUGUAAAGGAGAACCUUAUGAUAAUAAAGCUGAUAUUUGGAGUCUGGGGUGUAUUGUAUAUGAACUUUGUACAUUGAGAAGACCGUUUGAAGGGGAAAAUCUGAUUGCGGUUGUAAAUUCAAUAAUAAAUAAUGAGCCAAAUCCAAUUCCAGACAAGUAUAGUCAGAAUUUGAAAAAUUUGGUGUCAUCAAUGCUGAGCAAAGAUAAAGAGCUCAGACCUUCAGCAGCAGCCAUUUGGACAAUGCCGAUAUUUAAUUCUACAGAAGAGCGAAAAGAGCUGACUUCCCCCUCGGUGUGCGAAUAAACCCAUUAGAAAAAACCUUAUUUUUUUGGGUAAAAAACCCACCUUUGUGAGCGAUCAAAAACUUUUUAUGAAAAAACUAUUUUGAUAUAUAAAUAAGCUAAAUAUUAAACAGUUUGCAUUUAAAAUUAAAUUUUAAAAAUUAAUUAAUAUUUGCUUUAAAAUUAAUUUUUAACAAAAAAAAUUUACUUAUGGAGGGGGAGUGAGCGUAAAUACGAGGAAGACUAAAAAAUAUCAAAAAGAAAUUUCUAUUAAUAUUCCAACCCCUACCCAUAUUCCCCACAAAUCAAAUCCAGUCCACCCUACAUCAGCUCCUUCAAGUCAUAAGCCAGAAACCCCUAUGGACUCAGCAAAUGUCCAAACAGCUACUCAUUUGCAGCAGGGCAAAAAAUCUCCUCCAUCUAAAAACGAUGGUUCUGCUACAUCAAGAUCUUCUCAAAAAUGCUUUACAUUUUCAGAAAGCAUCUUAAAACAGUGCCCAAACUCUCCAAUUAGACCAAUGCUAAUGGGAGACUUCCUAAGAAGUAAAUUGGGCGAUGACAUUUUUGUAAGAGUCAGAAGAGUUCUGAUGAAUACUAACUUCCCCCUCUCUGUGAGCGAACAAAAUCUUUGGAAAAAUCUCUAUUUUUUGCCCAAAAACCAAACCCUCCACAAGCUAACAACAAUUUUUGUAAUAUAAAAAUUUUAUUUUUAAAAACAAUUUAACAUAUAAAUGAUCAUUAUUAUAAUGAAAUCUUAAGCUAAUUCUGUCUAAUUUUAAAAGCUUCCAAUUUAAAACAUAAAUUUUACUUACGAACAGGAAUUUUUUUAAAUUUUGAAAAACAAAUUACUAUUUAAUAAAUAAAUUAACCCUCUCCUUUGAGCGAACAAAAUCUUUUGUUCGCUUACGGAGGGGAGUAAGGACCCAGCAAAGCUUAUAAGUGAAGAGCCCUGAAUUAUUUCUGAUAUAUGUGGAGAAGAAAACUUGAGCAUUAUUGAUGUGGGCAUUGCUUUUGAUGCUUUUAAUUUGGAAAAUCAGGUUCCUUAUCCACCUACAAGCACAAGCAAAAGAACAAAUUCAAGAACUUUUGCGAAAUUGACUAGAAAAGCUAGCCAAUAG
This is a messenger RNA of Blepharisma stoltei, 3116 nucleotides long. Lineage: Eukaryota; Ciliophora; Heterotrichea; Heterotrichida; Blepharismidae. The record is from the annotation of a GenBank genome assembly.